AUUGCAGAUUUUGGCAUGUCAAAAUGGCGUGUCAUAUCCAUGUCACAAUCACGCAGUGAAACCUCUUUACCAGAAGGAGGGACAAUUAUCUACAUGCCACCUGAAGAUUAUAAUCCCAGUCAGAAAACCCGUGCAAGUGUAAAACACGAUAUCUACAGUUAUGCAAUUAUUAUGUGGGAAGUGAUGUCAAGGAAACAGCCAUUUGAAGAAGUUAUAAACCCCUUGCAGAUAAUGUAUAGUGUGUCACAAGGACAGCGGCUAGACUUAAGUGCAGAAAGUUUAUCAAUGGGCAUUCCUCAUCGAGUGAUCAUCGUAAGAUUGAUAGAAAGUGGAUGGGCACAAAAUCCAGAUGAAAGACCAUCGUUCUUAAAAUGUUUAAUAGACCUUGAGCCAGUGCUGCGAACAUUUGAUGAAAUAGCUAUGCUGGAAGCAGUAAUUCUAUUAAAGAGAUCAAAGUCACUAUAUGAAUCACAAUCUAUUUACAAGAGUGGAAAGCAAGCAGAUACGGAGCAGAUAUCACUAAAUAUACCUGUGAAUACCCACGAGGAAACAUAUUCUGGCUCCAUACAGUGUGAUGCACUUCCCCUUCGGAGCAUCUCUCCAGAUAUAUCAAGACUCAAGUCUGUUCCCAAGUGUAAUAUCUUCUCAUCAGGCACCAGUGGUGUGAAAGCAGACCAGACGGUCGACUUCACUGCUAUAAAGUGGGGCAUCAAAAAGCAUGCUGAGGUGCUGCAAAACUGGAGAUACUCUGAUGGAAAUUCUGGGGGUCUACAAUCUCUCAGCUGUCAGAGCACGGAUGAAAAUAUCUCUGUAACUCAGAGCGCCAGACUUCUUGUGCAUCCAUACAGUUGUUUUCCCUCAUCUGACAAGAGUAAUUCAGAUGCCUCAAAUUCUGCACCAUGUAUGCUGCGGUCGUCACCAAUUCCUUCAGAUUUUGUUUUGGAAACUGUACAACAGAACAUAGCUCAUCAAUGGAUCCAAAGCAAAAGAGAAGAAAUUAUUGAUCAGAUGACUGAAGCAUGUUUGAAUCAGUCACUGGAUGCUCUUCUAUCAAGAUUUUUACUCAUGAAAGAAGACUAUGAACUUAUAAGCACAAAACCUACAAGGACAUCGAAAGUACGACAACUGCUUGAUACCUCAGAUAGCCAAGGAGAGGAAUUUGCCAGAAUUAUAAUACAGAAGUUGAAAGAUAACAAACAGCUAGGACUUCAACCUUACCCAGAUAUUGUGCCAAAUUCUCUAAGACUGCAUCUUUAA
Nestor notabilis (Kea) is the source of this 1257-nucleotide messenger RNA. RefSeq names its product receptor-interacting serine/threonine-protein kinase 2-like. Lineage: Eukaryota; Metazoa; Chordata; Aves; Psittaciformes; Psittacidae. Gene Ontology annotation, biological process: regulation of apoptotic process; positive regulation of canonical NF-kappaB signal transduction; innate immune response. The annotation marks the transcript as partial. The transcript has 9 exons. Gene Ontology annotation, molecular function: JUN kinase kinase kinase activity; ATP binding. The record is from RefSeq and is a predicted model, not a curated record.